Molecule: messenger RNA, 4460 nt
Organism: Leptidea sinapis
Lineage: Eukaryota; Metazoa; Arthropoda; Insecta; Lepidoptera; Pieridae
Gene: Cul3
Product: cullin-3-A
Exons: 16
Coding region: 251-2566 (771 amino acids)
Biological process (GO): ubiquitin-dependent protein catabolic process; protein ubiquitination
Cellular component (GO): Cul3-RING ubiquitin ligase complex
Molecular function (GO): ubiquitin protein ligase binding
Source: RefSeq, a predicted model, not a curated record
GGACGAACAAAACCAAAAAAAAAAAAAUGUCUAUGUUUCAUACUUUCAUCCAUUGCCAUUAUUUACGAAUAUAAUUUUACUAAACAUUGCUAUUGAAAGUAUGUGCUAAUUAUAAAUAAUUAUUAUACUAGCCGAUAGUCAAACAGACUUGAAUUUAGAAGAACAAUGUAUUGUGUGUGUAAAUUAAAGUAAAUACAAAAACGAAUACUUAAUUUUUUUUUCACGAAUUUGCUAAAGAAAAUCUGUUAUUAUGCUGAAAAGUACGAUACCCAAAGAUAAACCUGGAAAAAUGAGGAUCAGGGCCUUUCCCAUGACUAUGGAUGAGAAGUAUGUGGAGAGUAUAUGGAGUUUACUAAAAAAUGCCAUACAGGAGAUUCAGAAGAAAAAUAAUUCAGGCCUUUCAUUUGAAGAAUUAUAUAGAAAUGCAUAUACUAUGGUAUUACAUAAGCAUGGUGAACGUUUAUACACAGGAUUAAAAGAAGUAGUCACACAUCACCUUGAAACAAAAGUCCGAGAAGACGUUCUACACUCAUUACAUAAUGGAUUCUUGCAAACAUUAAAUAAUGCCUGGACAGAUCAUCAGACAAGCAUGGUUAUGAUCAGAGAUAUACUGAUGUAUAUGGACAGAGUUUAUGUACAGCAAAACGAUGUGGAUAAUGUUUAUAACUUAGGCCUCAUUAUAUUUAGGGAUCAGGUAGUACGGUACGGCUGCAUCCGGGACCACCUGCGACAGACAUUACUGGAGCUGGUGGCUCGGGAACGACGCGGGGAGGUGGUGGACCGCCUUGCCAUCCGGAACGCUUGCCAGAUGCUGAUGGUGCUGGGCAUCAACUCGAGAGCUGUCUAUGAGGAGGACUUUGAAAAACCUUUCCUACAUCAAUCUGCUGAAUUUUAUCGGAUGGAGUCUCAAAAGUUCCUAGCGGAGAACAGCGCGGCCGUAUACAUCGCGCGCGUGGAGGCGCGGAUCAGUGAGGAGGCGGAGCGCGCGCGGCACUACCUGGACGAGAGCACCGAGCCGCGCGUCGUGGCCGUGCUGGAGCACGAGCUCAUCGAGCGGCACAUGAAGACCAUCGUCGAGAUGGAGAACAGCGGCGUGGUGCACAUGCUGCUGCACACGCGCACGGCGGAGCUGGCGUGCGUGUACAAGCUGCUGGGCCGCGUGGGCGAGGGGCUGCGCACGGUGGCCGACGCCGUGUCCGCGCACCUGCGGGAGCAGGGCCGCGCGCUAGUCACCGACACGAGCCACAACACCAACGCCAUCGCCUACGUGCAGAAUCUUCUCGACCUCAAAGACAGAUUUGAUCACUUUCUCCACAACUCUUUCAACAAUGACAAGAUAUUCAAGCACAUGAUCGCAUCUGAUUUCGAAUAUUUCUUAAAUCUCAACAACAAAUCACCCGAGUUCUUGUCCCUGUUUAUUGAUGGCAAACUAAAGAAAGGCGAAAAGGGGAUGAGCGAGCAAGAAAUAGAAGCUGUAUUGGAUAAGACAAUGGUUCUCUUCAGAUUUCUGCAAGAAAAAGAUGUAUUUGAAAGAUAUUACAAACAACAUCUCGCUAAACGUCUUCUGCUAAACAAAUCUGUGUCCGACGACAGUGAAAAGAAUAUGAUCUCCAAGCUAAAGACUGAAUGCGGCUGCCAGUUCACAUCCAAACUUGAAGGCAUGUUCAAAGACAUGACCGUCUCAAACACAAUCAUGGAGGAGUUCAAGGAACAUAUUAUAUCUUCUGGUAACAAUCUGCACGGCGUAGACCUGUCGGUGCGUGUGCUCACUACGGGCUUCUGGCCCACGCAGAGCGCGACGCCCAAGUGCAACAUCCCUGCCGCGCCCCGGAUGGCCUUCGAGGUCUUCAGAAGCUUCUACCUCGCCAAGCACUCCGGGCGGCAGCUGUCCCUCCAGCCCCAGCUGGGCAGUGCCGACCUGCACGCCACGUUCCGCGGAGCACCGCCCGCGUCACCGCCGCGCUCGCCGCCCGUCACCGCCGCCGUCACCGCCGUCACCGCCACCUGCCCGCCGCCCGCGCCCCGCCGCCACAUCAUCCAGGUGUCCACCUUCCAGAUGUGCGUGCUGCUGCUGUUCAACAAGCGAGACAGGCUCACCUACGAGGAGAUACUUAACGAGACGGACGUGCCAGAGAAGGACCUGGUCCGCGCCCUGCAGUCGCUGGCGAUGGGCAAGCCCACGCAGCGGGUUCUGAUCAAGCACCCCAAGACCAAGGAGAUCGAGCCCUCGCACCAGUUCUACGUCAACGACGCCUUCACCUCCAAACUACACAGAGUUAAGAUUCAGACGGUGGCGGCCAAGGGUGAGUCGGAGCCCGAGCGGCGCGAGACCCGCAACAAGGUGGACGAGGACCGCAAGCACGAGAUAGAGGCCGCCAUCGUGAGGAUCAUGAAGGCCAGGAAAAGAAUGGCUCACACGCUCCUGGUGGCGGAGGUGACGGAGCAGCUCCGCGCCCGGUUCCUGCCGUCGCCGGUCGUCAUCAAGAAGAGGAUCGAGGGUCUGAUCGAGCGGGAGUACCUGGCGCGUACUCCCGACGACCGCAAGGUGUACACCUACGUCGCAUAGGCCAACAGGUUCGAGAUUGUUAAGCUCUCGAUUAGCGGACGCCAAGUUAAAGUGAUUAAAGUUACGCGGGAGUAUUUAAAUUAUUGAAAAAUAAAAAAAUUAUUAGUUUUAAAAGAAUGUUUAUUUUAUUGCCUCUAAUAUUAAUAAAUGGAUAAGACGUCAUUACGUUCGUGCGCUGUUCAUGUACAUAAUAGUAAAAAUUAAUGUAAGUCUGACGUAGGAAGGCCCGGCGGCUCGCUUGUCGGCGCAGUUCGAAGGAACGAAGAAACUCUUUGGCAAGUGAAUGUUCAAAUGUGGCGCGACACCGUACUCGGUGACGGUCGCCCCAACCACGUCUAUGAAGCGCGUGUCGACCGUCACCAGCAUGUCGCCUGUCACCGUGACAGCGUCCUCCACUAACAAUGUCACGUUGUGUGCGCCGCCUUCAACAUUCACUUGCACUAUCUCACUUCCCUCUCCACCAAUCGCGUCGCCGACGUUAAUGUAAGCGAACACGUAUCCGAUCCUUGUUACUAAAUUACUGCAGGACAAUAUUGUUUGUUCAUUGUAAAAUCGCCCAUAGAUUUGCUGUUUCUCAAACAUGUACGGUUGUAACCAGUUUUUAUUGACUCUAUAUUGUGGAUCGCCAUACGCAGAUAUUUGUAUAGUUUGGUUCAAUUUGAGCAAUUCAAAAAUGAUAUUUUGUAUUUGGUCACACGUAUUUGUAGCGUUUGAUGAUAUUUUCUUUUCAAUAUGUAAUCUACAUUUGAUUUGUUUGUUGUCUCCAAAUUGAACAAUCCUGUGCGAUACUUUUGUUAAUACACACUUUCCAUCUCUCGCGGCUGGUAUUGUUAAAAUGUUACUUUUGUAAGUAUUAUUGAAGAAAUGUUGAGUGUGAUUGUUGUCAGCUGUCGAUAUGAUGACCGGGCGACCCCAGACGUAUCCGGGACUACCGCUCAGUUGAAUGAUAUUAUCUAUAGUGUCGUUGGCUAAAUAGAACGUAACUCGGACGCUCUGUGUGACGUAAGGCGCGGGCGUGUCAGCGGCGACAUCUUCAACGUGCAAUAUUAUUAAAGCGUUUGUUAUCUUGGAGUCGUAGUAGUAAAGCUGGUAGGUAACAGACGUAGCAAUAUUCGUCCAGCGGUCGCCGGCGUACCGCAGUUCGUGCGUGCUCGGGUCGUACGACUCACAUCCGCGCCUGCCACAAACAAUCACAGUCCACUUUAUGAAAUGAAACGUAGACAUAUUCUGGAAAAGAGAGUUUCUCAUAAUUUAAUGUUAGAUAUUAUCUUUGUUUGUUUAAUUAAUUAUGAAAUAACUAAUAUGUGUAAAGAUAAUUUUAAAUAAAGAUACUGUUUUAAUUUUCUAUAAGUGUGUCAUAACUCAUACCACAGCAUUACUGUUGGCCGCCUCCGUCUUGGGACUAAGUACACUCGCGUCUUUGGUGUGUGUGUAAAUCUCGAACAUGUGAAGAUCUUCCAAUUUUACAAUACACUUUAUGUUUUCGUUUACCAAAAACUGUAUUGGUUUUCUUGUACUGCAGUAACCACUAACGGUGGGUAUUGGAAUUUCUGAAAGCAGCAGAAAUCCGUAGCAGAAAUGAUUCAGAAAACCUACACUUUAAUGUAUUUUUGAUCAGUUAUUUUUAAAUACUCGAUACUUAUGAAUUGUUUCCAUUGGUAUAUUACUUUUAGUUACAACCAAAUAAAGUGAAUCAUGUCUUACCACUAUUGAAAAUUGUUCCAUUAUAUGUCAACCAGAUGGCAUCGUUGUAUUUGUAAAGGGUCCUUUUGAAAUCAAAUUUGAAGUCUUGUUUCGGAAUAAAACUCUGCCAUUUUGGAGACAUGCUAAGUGCUGCCAGAUCAAACUGUAUAAAAAAACAAAAAUUGAUGAUAAUAAAAAAAAAUACACAAAA